AUGGAGCAUUUCAUUUUUGCUUUGCAGGUUCAGUUCCAGGGACUAGCUCAAAUGAUCUUAGUGCUGGGAAUUGGUGGUAGUUUCCCAUAUGGAUUUCACAUUUCUGUCAUCAACUAUCCUUCUGUGCACAUCAGGAAGUUUAUUAAUGAAACCUGGAUAGAGCGACAUGGCUCUCCCCUCCAUCCUGAGACAAUCAUGCUGUUGUGGUCCUUCAUUGUGUCUGUUUAUGGGGUUGGAGGACUCCUGGGGAGCCUCUGCUGUGGCUACCUGACUACAAGAUACAGGAAAAAAAAGUGCCAAAUGUGCACCAACCUGAUCAUGCUGAUAGCUGCACUUUUCAUGGCCUUCAGUAAAACAGCCAAAUCCUUUGAGAUGAUCCUGGUUGGACGUUUUCUCUAUGGCAUUGGUACAGGUUUUUCUCUCACUAUACAUCCUCAGUAUGUAGGAGAGAUUUCACCCAAGAAGCUGCGUGGAUUUACCAACUCCACAGUUGCUGUUUUUCUGACACUGGGAAAAUUCAUGGGACAGGUUAUCGGACUACGGGAUAUUUUAGGAAGCGAAGCUUUGUGGCCGUGGUUGUUAGCAUCUAGUGGAAUUUCAGCAUUGGUUCAACUGGCUGCCCUCCCAUUUUUCCCUGAUUCACCAUCCUACCUCCUGAUACAGAAGGGUAAUGAGGAAGCCUGCAGGAAAGCCAUCAGGAAGCUCUGGGGGGAAGGAGACCAUCAAGCAGAAAUUGAUGACAUUAUGAAGGAGAAGGUUGCAAUGACGAGCAUGAAAACCUUGCGUGUCCUCGAAUUAAUAAAAGAGCGAUCUUUGCGCUGGCAACUUUACAUUUUGAUCAUUGUCAUGGCGACCUUGCAGCUCUGUGGAAUCAAUGCAAUAUACUUCUAUUCUUUUGAAGUAUUCCACACAGCCAAGUUUGAAGAAUACCUUAUCCCAUACGUGUCCUUGGGAGUUGGAUUGUGUGAAUGCUUAUCGUCUAUACUGUGUAGCACUCUCAUAGACCGAUUUGGCAGGAAGGUGCUGCUAUGGGGAGGAUACACACUGAUGUGCUCUGUGCUAGCACUCCUCACCAUGACUCUGUCACUGCAGCACCAGUUUUUCUGGAUGCAUUACUUCAGUGUUAUCUUGAUCUUCCUGUUUGUUACCUUCUAUGGAAUUGGACCAUCUGGAGCUACUAUAUCUGUCAUGGUUGAAAUCUUCAGCCAGUCCUUCAGACCAUCAGCCUUUCUGAUUGUUGGCUGCAUCAACUGGAUGGGACUGUUUGUACUUGGGAUGAUUUUUCCACUGGUUGUUGAUAACCUUGGACCCUUCUGCUUCCUUAUCUUUUUGGGAAUCCUUGCUUUCUCAGCAAUUUUCAUCUACCUGUAUCUCCCUGAGACCAAGGGAAAAUCCAUCAUGGAAAUAAAAGCAGAGUUCAACAAGCUGAACUUUGGGAAAAAAGAAAGCUCAGUCACUGAUAGCAACUUUCCUAAGGAACAGUUGUCCAGCACCAAGUUUUGAAUGUUCAGGGGAGAAAUUUGCCUCUCUUAGAAAACACAGGAAACACUGUUGCAAUAGAACUAAAAAAGAAACAUGAAAACCAGACUGCAGCUCUUCUGUGUUUUACUCCUUUUUUACUAUUUCUUUUUAUGAAAUUCAUUUUGCUAGAGUUUUAUUUCUUGAUAAUACCAAAACAUUUUCACAGGAGAUUUCACCACUCAGUUUUAAGACCUACUAGAUAUAGGAAGAUCUUUUUCUAUUAAAAAAACCCAAAACACCCAAACCAAAAACCAAGCAAACAAAACCCAAAAAAAAGACCAGAACAAACUUUUCUGAUAGUCUGCCUUGCAAAGUUUAAAAACAUUUUGCUAACAGUCCAUAGGGCCCAAAUCCUGCCAGAAGAACAUACAUACAUAGGGCUCUGCUCACAGCCCUGGACCCACGUUGGUCUCGUCCAUGAGUACUGCCCAAUGCCACAGAUAAAACAGUUUGUUAUUGAGCUUUCCUGAAUGAGACCUCUCUGGCUUUAAGCACCUCACAAUCAGGAAACUGCUGGCAAAUAGCUCAGAGGAGAGUAUCAGAAAUGCAAGGACCAAGUAAAAUAAUUUAAGAAGACAAACCAAGGGAAAGCAGGAUUAAGAAGGUUACAUGAGCAUCAGCCAUGAGGCUGGGGAAAUAUGGAGUUGCAGACUGAUAGAGGAAAAGUUAGAUAUGUGGUUUCUGUGACCUGAGCAGAUAUGGAGUCAAAACAUAGCACAGUAAAUUAGGAAUAAAGGUUCCAGCCAUAAUAAAAGAAAAAAAUACUGAAAGUGAAAUUGUACAGUGCAACAAUUCUUCUGGAGAUGUAAUGGAAAUCUCAGUAGAGAACCUCCUAGUAAGUCUAGUCAGGGAAAAGGACCUCCCAGAUAGAGAUAUUAUUCUAUGCAAAAGAAGUAAAAUAGCUGCCAUAAAAUAAAGCACACUCCCAAGAGCA
Strigops habroptila (Kakapo) is the source of this 2455-nucleotide messenger RNA. Its product is annotated as solute carrier family 2, facilitated glucose transporter member 11-like. Gene Ontology annotation, cellular component: membrane. Gene Ontology annotation, molecular function: hexose transmembrane transporter activity. Lineage: Eukaryota; Metazoa; Chordata; Aves; Psittaciformes; Psittacidae. Gene Ontology annotation, biological process: monosaccharide transmembrane transport. The record is from RefSeq and is a predicted model, not a curated record. The transcript has 11 exons. Bases 1 to 1503 code for a protein of 500 amino acids.